Messenger RNA from Debaryomyces fabryi, 1494 nucleotides. It is a transcript of the gene WSC4, whose product is annotated as Wsc4p. NCBI's taxonomy places the organism in Eukaryota, Fungi, Ascomycota, Pichiomycetes, Serinales, Debaryomycetaceae. The coding region runs from base 1 to 1494 and encodes 497 amino acids. The record is from RefSeq and is a predicted model, not a curated record. The transcript has a single exon.
AUGAUACCAAAUAAAUUAAUAUUGACACUAGGAUUGGUUCAGGUGGUUUGUGGGUUGACCUUGGAUUCAUGUUCGAGUCAAAAUAUAGGAAGUGGGAAGACAUCGUCGCAAUAUAUGUCCAAUGGUAAAUGUAAAGAGACUUGCAUGUCAGACGGAUAUGCAGUGGCUAUUCUACAAGGAUACGACUGUUGGUGCUCUAACUAUCUUCCUGGUGACACCACAUCAAUGUCCAAUUGUAACGAGGAUUGUCCAGGGUAUCCUUCCGAAAAAUGUGCUGGUCUGGGAUACUAUGGUUACCUUGUAGUAGGAGAUCCAAGUGGCACACAAGGGAGCUCGAGUCCAAGUUCUACAUCUGAAAGUAGUAGUUCGACCGAAGAAACUUCGAGCUCGACGUCUAAAACGUCUUCUACAUCAACCUCGAGCACAUCUACCACAACUUCAUCAUCUUCGUCAUCCAGAAGAACAUCUACAAGUACUUCGUCUUCAUCCUCAUCCUCAUCAACCUGGACUGAGCCUACAACAUCCUCAUCUUCAUCAAGCUGGGAUGAACCUACAGCAUCACCCUCAUCUUCAUCAGCCUGGGACGGAGCUACAGAAUCUUCCUCGUCCUCAUUGUCGUCCUCAUUUUCGUCUCCUUCGUCGAGUUGGUUCUCGUCAUCACAACCAGCAUCAUCCGCUCCUCAGACUACAUCAUCAUCAUCGUCAUCAUCGUCAUCAUCAUCAUCAUCAUCAUCGUCAUCAUCAUCGUCAUCAUCAUCGUCAUCAUCAUCAUCGUCAUCGUCAUCGUCGAGUACCGAGAAACAUAAGGCAACGACUGUGUUCUCAGUAAAAACAGUGAAUGGAAGUCCUACAGAGAUUGUUAAAACGCAGUACGUGACAGAUCCCCCAUCCUCUACUGAAGGCUCAGAUUCUGCCUCAUCUUCUGGAUCAUCAAAUGAGGCUGGUGCGGAUGAGAAUAAAUCAAAGGAAAGCAAUUCGUUUUUCGAUUCUACUGGUAAAGUGGCAGGGACAUUUACGGCAGUAGGAGUUGUCGUUUUUGGUAUUUUAUUGGCAAUAGUGUAUUGCUGCUUCAAGAAGUCGCAUGAUUAUGCUGAUGAAGAGAAUCAAUAUUCAUCAGAUGAAUAUUCAUUAAAUAAUGAAAAGCCAAUAACGCCUGCUGUGAUACCUGAUUCUAAGAAUUCGUCUACCGUUUCGUCUAAUUUGAAGCGUGAUAAUUCGAGCAAGUCGAUCUUUUCUUAUUUCACCGCAGCAAAUAACAGCAAUAGUGGUGUAACGAGAAGUUCUUCAAGAAAGAAACUUACAAAACACAGUAGGAAUGAUCUGGUACAAAGUCACGAUCCAAUUUUAGGAGGUCAAUUAAUGUUCCCUAUCACUGAGUUUGAUUCAAGACUAGAUCCUAAUACAAUGUUUAUGAAUAAUAACGAAUCAAAGAAAUCCUUUGGCGAUGAGAAUGAUUAUUCUCGUAAGAUAUUAACUGUGGCAAAUCCAGAAUAG